UAGUUAAUCCACCUUCCUUACAAGGCUACUGCUAGAAGCUGGCUUUCCCCUCCCUUUGAAAAAGAGCAGAGCCAGAGCUGACAGCAGCAAAGGAGGCUGAAAGAAGAGCGGGACCGUGGCUCCAGGUCUUUUGGAAGAAGCAAAUGCAGCGUGGCUUCAACAGCUCAGUAUCCUUGUAGUCUCUGUGCAGCCCAGGCCCUGGAGAAGGGGGCAAGUUCUUCCUAAGGAAAAUACAAAACACAUACGAAGCCAUCUGCAGAUAAUUGUGGGUGGAAAUGCUCUAGAAAGGCAGCUCCAAAGAGCAUUCGUGGCAAGAGCUGCAGUGAAUCAGGAUCAUAGUGAACCACUGGCCAGCUGUAGAUUUCCCUGGAGGCAUCCUACUACCAGCUCAUUCCUCAUGACUGCUCCACCCUGCCUGCUUGGGACUGGGUGAUGAAGAUGGAGGUUCUGCGCCGCUCUUCUGUCUUUGCUGCAGAAGUCAUGGAAGUGUUUGAUCGGACUCCUACAGACAAGGAGCUUGUAUCGCAGGCCAAAGUGCUCUGCAGAGACUUCAUUCACUCCAGGCUGAUUCGGGCUGGAAUUGGCUGGAACAAGCCUGAGCAAAGCACACCUGUUCCUGGUGGCAAGUUAGCAGAAGUGUCCAACAUACUUCUAAGAUUAGGUGAUGAACUGGAGUACAUCAGGCCCAACCUGUACCGGAAUGUGGCACGGCAGCUAAACAUCUCGCUGCACUCGGAAACCGUGGUAACAGAUGCCUUCCUAGCAGUGGCAACUCAGAUCUUUACUUCAGGCAUAACAUGGGGUAAAGUAGUGUCUCUCUAUGCCGUGGCAGCAGGCCUUGCUGUGGACUGUGUAAGACACGCCCAGCCAGCGAUGGUCCAUACCAUUGUGGAUUGCCUGGGAGAAUUUGUACGGAAGACUUUGGUGACGUGGAUGAAGAGGAGAGGAGGCUGGACCGAUAUAACGAAAUGCGUGGUGAAUACUGAUCCCAACCUUCGCUCACAUUGGCUUGUGGCUGCUAUUUGUAGUUUUGGCCACUUCCUGAAGGCCAUCUUCUUUGUGCUUUUACCAGAAAGAUGAUAUCCAAUUGCCUAUUGAAACCCCGUCUCCUUCUCACAGACACAGCUGACACAGAGAAGGGGAAGAAAUGAGAUAAUGAUGGAGAGGGGCUGGGCAAAUGUACAUUCCACUUGUCUGGCUUUCCCAGCUGCCUCAGUGCAAAGACUCUUUCUUCAGCAAUGGGGAACAUUUCUCCUGAUUACUUCUUACAGCCAAGUGACUUUUGUGCUUUCUAAGUUGCUGGGAUCCUGUAUGUAAGGUUGGGAGGCUGUUGGACUUGCCAGUCAGUUAUUUAUUCUUUUCCUCCCGUUCAAAUUGUGUCACGUUUUUAUAUGCAUACACACUUAAGAAAUCCUACUUGGAGUUGCUAUUAAGAAGCAGUCUGCCCCCUUCAUUUGCAAAAUGACAACGGCUCCUUUGUUUUUUAGUCAGUCAGUAGAUUCUUCCCAUCUUCCCUAAACAUGGUGUCCUUGAGCCCCUGGCUAAUGUUGUUGUAAGAUGGAUGUUUUCUGUAACCACCUGAAAUAUGCAGUUGUCUUAAGUCACCACAACUCUGUCACCCUCUGCCUGAGGGAUUUUCUUGUUAUUAAAA
Messenger RNA from Lacerta agilis (Sand lizard), 1651 nucleotides. It is a transcript of the gene BOK, whose product is annotated as BCL2 family apoptosis regulator BOK. NCBI's taxonomy places the organism in Eukaryota, Metazoa, Chordata, Lepidosauria, Squamata, Lacertidae. The coding region runs from base 433 to 1080 and encodes 215 amino acids. Gene Ontology annotation, biological process: intrinsic apoptotic signaling pathway in response to DNA damage; regulation of apoptotic process; extrinsic apoptotic signaling pathway in absence of ligand. Gene Ontology annotation, molecular function: protein homodimerization activity; protein heterodimerization activity. The record is from RefSeq and is a predicted model, not a curated record. Gene Ontology annotation, cellular component: mitochondrial outer membrane. The transcript has 5 exons.